Messenger RNA from Scleropages formosus (Asian bonytongue), 2739 nucleotides. RefSeq names its product tumor protein p53 (gene tp53). Lineage: Eukaryota; Metazoa; Chordata; Actinopteri; Osteoglossiformes; Osteoglossidae. The transcript is spliced from 11 exons. Gene Ontology annotation, cellular component: nucleus. Gene Ontology annotation, biological process: apoptotic process; regulation of transcription by RNA polymerase II; protein tetramerization. The coding region runs from base 549 to 1712 and encodes 387 amino acids. Gene Ontology annotation, molecular function: DNA-binding transcription factor activity, RNA polymerase II-specific; protein binding; RNA polymerase II cis-regulatory region sequence-specific DNA binding. The record is from RefSeq and is a predicted model, not a curated record.
AGUGAUGCUACAAAAUAAAGGACAGAUAGAAAUAGAGGCGCAUGAGAAAUGGGGAAAAAGACACUUAACGCACCAGACACGAAGGACCGAUACCGAGCCAAGAGAACAGAGAGAGAAAAAUAAAAGAUAGAUUGUGAGUUACCAUCCGGGAGGUCUUGAAUACCUGCCAGGCGUUAGGAAGGAGGCAGGGCGGAAGCUGACCAUGCAGACGGGGCCGGUGCGAGCGAGGGAGAGAGAGAGCGGGCGUGUAACAGAAACAGAAAAAAGUUACUCAGCACUUCCGCGACAGUGAUGGUGUGUUCUUUUAAAGGAAUUAAAACAUUAUAUUAAAGGCAGCAAAAAAAAACAUGACAAGAGCAUCUGGACAAGGAGAUGACAAAGGAUGUACAUGAUACGUCUUUCUAUGGGAUGGAAAAGGUUCACAGCUGAAACCGCUGGCGAGCCUAAAUGAAUCAGUGAGGCAGCUUCUGAAUGUGAAUCAGAGCCUCGCGACGCCAGUCUGCCCUUCGUGUUUCUGGAAAUCUGUGAGCAACAGCAUCACGGACAACAUGGCUGAGGAGGAUAUGCCUUCCCUCCCCUUCAGUCAGGAGUCAUUUCAGGAGCUGUGGAAAGACUUGAUGCCAGCCCCAUCAGGUGAUAUGGACUGGCAGAACAUGAACAGUGACUUGCAGCUGCUGUCGGAUACCACGUUCGACGAGGGGCUCUUCGAGAUUCCCAGCGCUGUGCCCCCCCAGGCAUCGGUGUCGCCCCCAGAGUGUGGCGCUCCGCCCUCCUCCACGGUGCCCACCACCACUGACUACCCUGGAGACCUGGGCUUCCAGCUGCGCUUCCAGCAGUCCAGCACCGCCAAGUCGGUCACUUGCACUUACUCCCCAGACCUUAAUAAGCUGUACUGCCAGCUGGCCAAGACGUGCCCUGUGCAGAUGGUGGUGAACCAGAAGCCGCCUCUGGGCUCAGUGCUCCGCGCCACUGCAGUCUACAAGAAGUCGGAGCAUGUGGCCGAUGUGGUGCGUCGGUGUCCCCACCACGAGAGGACAGCGGAGAACAACGAAGGCCCCGCUCCCAGAGGCCACCUGAUCCGAGUGGAGGGCAACCAGUUGGCCCAGUACAUGGAAGAUGCCAACACUCGGAGACAGAGCGUGGUGGUCCCUUACGAGGCACCCGAGGUGGGCGCCGAGUGCACGACUGUCCUCUACAGUUACAUGUGUAACAGCAGCUGCAUGGGGGGCAUGAAUCGACGGCCGAUACUCACCAUCAUCACCCUGGAGACUGGGGACGGUCAGCUUCUGGGGCGGCGCAGUUUUGAGGUGCGUGUGUGUGCCUGCCCUGGGCGCGACAGGAAGACUGAGGAGGAGAACUUCCGUAAGCAGCAGGAGAAGAAUGUGCCAAAGGCACCCUCUGGAGGCACCAAGCGUGCGCUUAAGGAGCCGUCCCAGCCAGCCUCUCAUCCCGAGGGCAGCAAGAAGACCAAGUGCGUGUCGAGCGGCGAAGAAGAGAUCUACACCCUGCACGUCCGUGGGCGGGAGCGGUACGAGAUGUUCAAGAAGAUCAAUGAGAGCCUGGAGCUCGGCGAUCUAGUGCCCCUUGCUGACCAGGAGAAGUACCGGCAGAAAGGGCACUCCAAGAACAAGCGGGAUAAGGAGCGAGAUGCCCCGGAGCCCAAGAGAGGGAAGAAACUUCUGGUUAAGGAGGAGAAGAGCGACUCGGAUUAAGGACCUGAAACAGACAUGCACUUCACUGCCUUCGUCGGAUUGUCCCCCCCCCCCCCCGGUGUGUGUGUGUUUUUAUACACGGAACCACGAUAUAAUGACCAAGCAAAAUAUACUGUUUACGUUUACAAGCUUUUCUUUUUGAGUUGCUUUAAACAUGGCGCUCAGAAAAAAUGCAUAAUCUAAUAUCCUUUUUAAAGUUUUCUUUUAUUUUUUAAUUUGAUUGCAUCACUCAGACCUGCUCCUUUAAUGGAAAUGGAAUGAGAAGAGGUUAAACAUUUCCCAUGCUGGAAAUUUGAGUUGAUAUAAACCUUAUUUCAGAUAAACGGGACCAUUUCUAAUGCCUUUAAACCCCAUUCAGUAUCCCUACAACACAAAAGUGAUGUGUAAUUCAACUGCAGCAUCAUGUGUUUAUUUUUUUAUGAAUUUAUGAUAUACAAAAAAAACUUAUUUUCUUCAGUAAUGCUCUUUUUUACUUAACUAGAAAUCUAAAAAUGCAGGAAACUGUCAUAGAAUUACUUUAGCAAUACUGACUACUUGAUUUAAGACAGGUGCUUGUGCUCUUCUCUGGUCCUUCGGUUCCAACAUUGCUUAAUCAGGUGAAUUUGGGUGUAAAAGCUGCAGUCGUGAGGUUUGAGAGGAGCUGUGUAGAAUGUGCAAAUAACCUCAGGACUGCUGAUGAAAAUUUGGCAUCAGAUCAUAUGCUGUAGAUUGUUGGAAUGCUGUUUCUCAUCUGUAAGCGUUUUUUUUUUUUAAUAAUUUUUCUUUUCAACUUUUAUUUGGGAUUGGUCACAGCUGGAAAGCCAGACAUCUGUACACCAUUUUGACACAAUGCUGUUGUUUCCUUGCUGGCAUCUGUGGAAUGUGUCCAGGUUUUCUUGUCUUUUAUAGAAGAGUAGUUAUUUUAACCAUAAUUUACUGUACUUCACAGAACCUAUUUUAGUUACUGUAGUUUUCUAUGGCUUUUAUGGAGUCAUGUAUGCAAGUAGAACAUAAACUUUUUGUACUGUAGCAGGUGUCUUUUACAAUA